Messenger RNA from Symsagittifera roscoffensis, 1928 nucleotides. Its product is annotated as DNA-binding protein D-ETS-4-like. Gene Ontology annotation, molecular function: sequence-specific DNA binding; DNA-binding transcription factor activity, RNA polymerase II-specific. The record is from RefSeq and is a predicted model, not a curated record. Bases 344 to 1711 code for a protein of 455 amino acids. The transcript is spliced from 4 exons. NCBI's taxonomy places the organism in Eukaryota, Metazoa, Xenacoelomorpha, Acoela, Convolutidae. Gene Ontology annotation, cellular component: nucleus. Gene Ontology annotation, biological process: regulation of transcription by RNA polymerase II; cell differentiation.
AAACGGAACCUAACUUGACUCUCUCAAAAAAUUAGUAGUGGUAAUACUACUAAAAAAUUUCAAAUAUUAAAUAAAUAUUUGAAAAAAUUAAUAUUCAAUUUCAGUUGAAAACAAAAAAAACGAUCCUGCGGUUGAAAAACACAUUCUGGAAUCGAUUUUGAGAUAUUUUUGAGAAGUGUUAAAAUAUCCGCUUCACUUCAAUUUGAAAAUCAGCUUCCUGAAAUCUUUCGAACUAGAUAGAGAGAAAACUAUUCUUUCGGUGGUCCGAUCCGAUUCAACCAAACGAGACCGAAAAAAUCUGCUUCUCCGAAAAAAUACACCGAAAAAGAACAAAAACUUCACAAUGCAGAACUCAGAAGAUCAAAACACGAUUCAAAGACCGAUAACUGGCGACUACCAGUCGCAGAUGACAUUUGAAAAACUAACUCGUCAAAAGACACUGUCUCAAAAAGUGGGAGAAAAUGAAACUGUCGCACAUAACGAGCGUUUGUAUUCGAUAAACGAGUUAAACUCAGCUCAGCUGAGAAGAGAAAUAAACGCUGAUUUCCUGGAAAAGUCGGUGAAAACAAGCUCAAAUCACGUUUGCAGCCAACUUUGGGAGUACCAACCCACUGUACCCGGAUCGAGUCCCGGUGACUCCAAGUUUCUAUCGUCAAUUAUGCCUGCACAUGUGCAAUAUUUGCCGGUUGCAGCUUUGAUGCAACAAGAAUUGCAGGCGAGGGAAGGCGAAAUGAAUUCUUCGAGAAUUUCACUUGACGAUGGGAGCACUAAUUUAACAAGCUCUGGCGACCAAUUUAACCACUUACGAGAACAGUUUCAUCAUUCACCUGUUCUCGAACACAACAAGAAACAGUUCUCACCCGAUUCGAGCUUGGUGAGCUCGCACCCCCACAACAACAACAAAUGCGCCACUAGCACCCCUUCGCCCAAUUUGAAAUCAUCUCUUUUGCCCCCCUCAACCACUCUGGCACCCCUGUCCUCCGCCCCUCCCCCGGUUGCCCCGCCUCCCCAGCGAGAGCACCCGACUCUCUACCAGCGGAGGGGCAGUCUGCAGCUCUGGCAGUUCCUCGUCGCUCUUCUGGAGGACCCGGUGAACGCGACGUGCAUCGCGUGGACUGGUCGUGGAUUGGAGUUCAAGUUGACCGAACCAGAAGAAGUGGCGCGUAGGUGGGGCAUUCAGAAAAACAGGCCAGCUAUGAACUAUGACAAAUUGAGUCGUUCUCUCCGAUACUACUACGAGAAAGGAAUCAUGCAGAAAGUGGCUGGAGAAAGAUACGUGUACAAAUUUGUGUGCGAUCCAGAGGCACUUUUCACCAUGGCUUUCCCUGAGAAUAUCCGACCUCUCCUCAAAGCCGAAGUCAAGAACCCUCCCCCUCUGGCUUCAGCACCCACAGUCCUCGCACCUUGGCCGGGCGCCGGCUACUACCAGAGUAAAGCGUUCUACCCCGGACAUCCGGCUCCGACCGGGUACGUCUUAACCCAUACCCCUCAGAGCCAUAUGUUUGCACCCCGACCCGGAGUAGCUCCUGGUCAUUUGGAUUUUUAUGACCCCUUUGGGUACUCGGGAGCUCCGAUGUUCGCCACGAAGAGUUCGACAUCGCCGACAGCUGCGGCGUUUUUCGGAUCAGUUUCCAAUCCCAAUUUGAUGCCGAAUUCCGCGAUUGUAACGACUCUAGCUAAUAAAGACUCAGUUUCUAACUUUUUCUGCUAGAUGUCCUCUUGAUUGAGAAUAAGAAUUUUCCCAAUUAAAAACUACGAGACAGUUAUCUUUUGCCGUUUAAAUCAUCGGCUUAGAGUGUACCCGAAUCGGCUCAGAAAAAAAAACAUUUUAAAGCAAACUUUAUCAAUUUCCUAACAAACUAAUUUUGUAAAUUAUUUGCUAGAAUGUAUAUAUAAAUGUAUCUGAAUUAAAUUUUUUAGUUGUUUAA